GCAGCAGCAUCCUCACCUGGGCGCCUGUUACCAAUGCAGAUCCUCUCGGCCCCACCCAGACCUGCGCCUUCGGAAGCGGCGGAGGCGGGGCCUGACCCCGAGCGGUUUAACAAGCCCUCCAGGUGCCCCGGGGGCGCAGGCGGAGGGCGGCAUGAAAGGAAGCGGCGGGAGGGAAACGCCUCCUUUUCCAGGUUGAGUGGCCGCUUCCCGGUCCGCGCCCCCGGGCCUCCCAGCAGCCGGCCGCGGGCGGCCCCCGUGAGGCCCCCGGCCCGCUGCCCCGGAGCCCCUCUCCCGGGUGCCCGCCCGGGCCCUCUCCUCUCCUGCGGGCGCGCCAUGCAGCGCCGCAGCACCGGCAGUGCGGCCGACAGGGCGGCGGCGGCCCUGCUCUGGGGCUGUGAGCUCACCCAGGAGAAGCGGACGUGCACCUUCAGGCCGCAGGAGGGGAAGCAGGGCUAUUUGCUUGGGCGAGAAAGCCAAAGAGGAAAUGAACCUCGUGGAGAUCCUGCCCGCAGCAAACCAGGAGGACAAGAAGAGCAAGCCCAUCACCAUUGCCUCGCUCCAGGCCUCCGUGCUACCCAUGGUGAGCCUUUUCCCGGCGCAGGGAGACUGCCUGCUCCGGCCUCACACUCCGGGCGGGAAUGGACACAAACAUGGGACCCCAGCUGUUCCUCUGAAGUACAACCCGAGACUGUUGUCAUGAUGGGAUUUGAGAUUUCUCCUCCAGUCACUUUUCAGCUCCGAGCUGGCUCAGGACCCGUGUUCCUCAGUGGCCAGGAAUGUUACUCCGCCUCAGAUCUAUCCUGGGAAGAGGAGGAGGAGGAGGAGGAGGAGGAGGAGGAGGAAGAGCAGGAGGAGGAGGACCAGGAGAAGGAGGAGGAUGUGUCCCUGGAGGAGGAGAGCCCCGUCAGACUAGCCAAGAGGCCGGCGCCCCAGAGGCAGACCAGCGUCGCCAAGAAGAAAAGGGUGGAAAAAGAAGAGGAGGCAGCAAGCAGAUGGAAGCCUAAGAAGGAAAAGCAUCUUGUUGAAAAAGAGUCAGAAUGGCCCCUGGCAGGUGACAGACCCAGUCUUAAAGACAAGAGCCUUGGGAAAAAGGCCAAACCCACCAGCAGGCCUAAGAAGGUGGAAUCCACGAAGUGAGGAGCCAGGAGAAGCUUGGCUGCGGUGACCAGCACACAGAGUGG
Manis pentadactyla (Chinese pangolin) is the source of this 1181-nucleotide messenger RNA. RefSeq names its product nucleophosmin/nucleoplasmin 2 (gene NPM2). Lineage: Eukaryota; Metazoa; Chordata; Mammalia; Pholidota; Manidae. The transcript has 9 exons. Gene Ontology annotation, cellular component: nucleoplasm; nucleolus; cytoplasm. The record is from RefSeq and is a predicted model, not a curated record. Bases 34 to 1137 code for a protein of 367 amino acids. Gene Ontology annotation, molecular function: histone binding; RNA binding; chromatin binding. Gene Ontology annotation, biological process: chromatin remodeling; positive regulation of DNA replication.